GGCGCUGCGCGCGAGACUCCACUCGGCGGCGGCGGCGGUGGCCCUGGUGGAUGGCUCUGCGGUAGUGGUGGUCGUGGCGGCGGCGGCACUAUUCCCCGCGCGGUCCGCGCAGCGGGAUCCGGGCUGCGCGUCUCAGUCGGCGGAGGCGAAGGAACAGCGCCCCCGCCCCAAGCCCGACCCCAGGUCCUCUCUCCGGCCGCCCCCCGCCCCCGGGCCGCCCCCCGGGCCCUGCGUCCCCUCCCCCGCUGGCGGGGCCCGGACAGAAGAUGGUGCAGAAGAAAACAGCCGAACUUCAGGGCUUCCAUCGUUCGUUCAAGGGGCAGAAUCCUUUCGAGCUGGCCUUCUCCCUAGAACAGGCCCACCCCGGAGAGACUGACUUCAGCCUGGAGUGCCCAGCCCGCCCUGAUAUGCCCACGAGCCAGCCCAUUGACAUCCCAGACGCGAAGAAGAGGGGCAAGAAGAAGAAGCGGUGUCGGGCAACUGACAGCUUCUCAGGCAGGUUCGAAGAUGUCUACCAGCUACAGGAGGAUGUGCUUGGGGAGGGCGCCCAUGCCCGUGUGCAGACCUGCAUCAAUCUCAUCACCAACCAGGAGUAUGCAGUCAAGAUCAUUGAGAAGCAGCCGGGCCACAUUCGGAGUAGGGUUUUCCGGGAGGUGGAGAUGCUGUAUCAGUGCCAGGGACACAGGAAUGUUCUAGAGCUGAUUGAAUUCUUCGAGGAGGAAGACCGAUUCUACCUGGUGUUUGAGAAGAUGCGGGGCGGCUCCAUCCUAAGCCACAUUCACAAGCGACGACACUUUAAUGAGUUGGAGGCCAGCGUGGUGGUGCAGGACGUGGCCAGCGCCCUGGAUUUCCUGCACAACAAAGGCAUCGCCCACAGGGACCUAAAGUUGGAAAACAUCCUCUGUGAGCACCCCAACCAGGUCUCCCCCGUUAAGAUCUGCGACUUUGACCUGGGCAGUGGCAUCAAACUCAAUGGGGACUGCUCCCCCAUCUCCACCCCGGAGCUGCUAACCCCAUGCGGCUCUGCAGAGUAUAUGGCCCCUGAGGUGGUGGAGGCCUUCAGCGAGGAGGCCAGCAUCUAUGACAAGCGCUGCGACCUCUGGAGCCUGGGUGUCAUCCUCUACAUCCUGCUCAGUGGCUACCCACCAUUUGUGGGCCACUGCGGCAGCGAUUGCGGCUGGGACCGCGGUGAGGCUUGCCCGGCCUGCCAGAACAUGCUAUUCGAGAGCAUCCAAGAGGGCAAGUAUGAGUUUCCUGAGAAGGACUGGGCCCACAUCUCCUUUGCUGCCAAAGACCUCAUCUCAAAGCUGCUGGUUCGAGACGCCAAGCAGAGGCUAAGCGCUGCGCAGGUCCUGCAGCACCCCUGGGUGCAGGGGUGCGCCCCAGAGAACACCUUGCCCACGCCCAUGGUUCUGCAGAGGAACAGCUGUGCCAAAGACCUCACGUCCUUCGCCGCCGAGGCCAUCGCCAUGAACCGGCAGCUGGCCCAGCGUGAGGAGGGUGCGCUGGAGGAGGUGGGACCGGGCCAGCCCGUGGUCAUCCGAGCUACCUCACGCUGCUUGCAUCUGUCCCCACCAUCCCAAUCCAAGUUGGCCCAGCGGCGGCAGCGAGCCAGCCUCUCUGCGGCCCCCGUGGUCCUGGUGGGGGACCACGCAUGACCCCUCCAUUCUCUGUACAUAGGUCACCCCUCCCCCAUCAGAUCUCAAGAUUUUUUUUAAGCUAUUGCCAGCCAGUGACCAGCAGGCUGUGCUACACCCCCACCCCCACCCCCCUUGGGUUCUGAGGUGCUGUGCUCAGCUCAGCUGGGGGGUAUCUUUUUAUAUAAAGUUUUUGCUGUUGGGUU
Eptesicus fuscus (big brown bat) is the source of this 1843-nucleotide messenger RNA. It is a transcript of the gene MKNK2, whose product is annotated as MAPK interacting serine/threonine kinase 2. Gene Ontology annotation, biological process: peptidyl-serine phosphorylation; protein autophosphorylation; intracellular signal transduction. Bases 267 to 1658 code for a protein of 463 amino acids. Gene Ontology annotation, cellular component: cytoplasm; nucleus. Gene Ontology annotation, molecular function: calmodulin binding; ATP binding; calcium-dependent protein serine/threonine kinase activity. NCBI's taxonomy places the organism in Eukaryota, Metazoa, Chordata, Mammalia, Chiroptera, Vespertilionidae. The record is from RefSeq and is a predicted model, not a curated record. The transcript is spliced from 14 exons.